This is a messenger RNA of Coccinella septempunctata (seven-spotted ladybird), 1069 nucleotides long. RefSeq names its product tetraspanin-7-like. Gene Ontology annotation, cellular component: membrane. Lineage: Eukaryota; Metazoa; Arthropoda; Insecta; Coleoptera; Coccinellidae. The coding region runs from base 228 to 947 and encodes 239 amino acids. The transcript is spliced from 6 exons. The record is from RefSeq and is a predicted model, not a curated record.
UAUGCGAUGAAUAGAAACAGUGCAGCAUUUCGUAGAUCAACAGUUGGUCGUGGAAAUAUGAUGAGAAUCCUUAGAAUUGCAUCGCACUUCAUCGAGUUAUCAGAAAAUUGAAACCCUCUGGCACAUAUUAGACACCAAGUUGUCCGAUUGAUGUGAUUCAUCAACAUUUACGCCCUUUCGAUAAAAAAAAGCGGUUCCAGCGGUUCGUGCAUUUACAAAAAUCGAAAAUGACACUGCGGUUUCAAACAAUUGCAACUAUGGCUUGCAUGAAGAGCUUUCUCAUGGCAUUCAACUUUAUAUUUUGGUUGUCUGGUAUCAUCAUAUUGAUUAUUGGGAUAUGGAUGAAGGUGGACCUUCAUAAGUAUACGGAAAUGAGUACUAAGUUCUCAAAUAUCAUUCCAUAUGUUCUAAUCGCGAUAGGUGCUUUCAUUUUUUUGAUUGGAACCUUCGCCUGCUGCUGCACCCUCAAAGGGCAACCCGGCCUUCUCUACAUUUACGGGGGAAUUUUGGCUGCUAUUUUCGUUCUUGAAUUGGGUUGCAGUUUUUCUGUUUAUACUUAUCGCGCGGAUUUGAUGGAAGGAUUAGAUGAAGGAAUUACCAAUGCCAUGAACAAUUACUACAACGAAACAGCAAAUAUCUCCGAUGAUUUCGAUGAGAUGCAGCUGACGUUGAAAUGUUGUGGCAGCCAUAAUGCCAGUGAUUGGUUGAAUAUUAAUCCCUCGAAAAUCCCGGCAUCAUGUUGUAUCAGAGAAAAUUGUGAUGUUUAUGAUGAAACUCAAAUAUUUCAAGAGGGUUGUUAUGAAAAGAUUAUCAAUUUUCUGAAGACCAACAUCGGGGGAAUUGGAUUGGUAGCUAUGGUGGUAGCUAUUUUUCCGCUGGUUGGAUUAAUAUUAUCAUGUUCUCUUGCUCGUUUAUUGAACAAACACAAAUACGAGCAGAUGUCCUAAAUCAUAAUCAUUCUGUUUUCAAUGUUCAUAUAUAUCUCAUGUUAAGAGAAUUUCCACUAUUGAAGUAAUUUCAACUCGAAUUAUGUUCAAAUGAGUAUAGGAAAUAAAUAAUUAAGGAAUAA